AUGUUCAAUGCCGAAACGCACUUUCUAUCUAAGCAAAAAUCGAAAAAAGAUGAGACAAUCGGAGAAUCUCUUCACAUAUGGCUGGGAAACACACCAUACCUACAUAAAAGUAGAUGCCCUACACCUAAAGAGCCAAAAUUUCCAUAUGAUCACAUAACAGAUGAGUCGGCAGAAGAGCUGCACCAGCUUUUUACAGAGUAUAUUAAACAGUUAAAGACAGAAAAUAAGAGCGUGGCAAUAAUAAGCGUCCUCUACAAAAUGGAGCUGAUUGGUGUGCACAUAUCGCCAAUAAAGCACAAACAAAACAUACUAGAUGCAAGUUCGCUUAAAAGGGGCGUAUUAGUAAAUGAAACAAAGAAUACCCUGGCAAUUGCGUAUGGCGGCAGUGUAAAGGUGUUUCCAAAGGCAAUGUACAACUUUAUUAUUUAUGUAGAUGGGGCAAAGUAUUUUAUGAUUGGGAUGGGGCUUAAAUCUGAAAGAAGAUAUUCCAAAUAAGAAUGUGCUAUUCUUUUAGCUAUUUCAUCUAUACAUAGAAUGCACAUAUGCAAAAUGAAGAGUCGCUAGCUAUUUGUAUGUUACACAACACGAAAUAUUAUUUAUGUGAUAGAUGUCCUAGUUCGAAGCACAACUACUAUAACGGUAUAUAAAAUACAGUUCUAAACAAUAAUAAGAAUGCAUAGAAAGAUAACCCGAAUAAAUAAUAUACCUGUAUGAUCUAAAAAUACUUGAAUGCUUGAAUAACCAUUGAAAUAGCCUAUUCCAAUCUAAAUUUAAAAUAAAUAAACAUAACCCAAG
Nematocida parisii ERTm1 is the source of this 795-nucleotide messenger RNA. RefSeq lists its product as uncharacterized. The transcript has a single exon. Gene Ontology annotation, cellular component: ribonuclease P complex. Gene Ontology annotation, biological process: tRNA processing. Bases 1 to 495 code for a protein of 164 amino acids. The record is from RefSeq and is a predicted model, not a curated record. Gene Ontology annotation, molecular function: RNA binding. NCBI's taxonomy places the organism in Eukaryota, Fungi, Microsporidia.